AUGGCGACCAACGACGCGCCGCUCACCGAUUGGCUCUUCAAGGUCACCGACUCGCUGGACCAACACUUCAUUUGUCGAAACGUCGAGUGCUCCUCCGUCAUCCACAACCACCACUGGCUGCGCCAGAUCUCCACCGAUUACCCCAUCCGCGAACAACAUGGUCGCUAUACAUGCCCGCGAUGUUUGACCCCGUAUCGACCCCAUGCGGAUCGCACGAACGCCAGUGCACUACAAUCGAAGAAACUCGUACCAGCACAGAAGGCGCUGAUCAUGGCGGAGAACGGCGAGGUUAACAUCGACAUCCCGGUGCGUGGACAAACCAUCUCGAAGGACAACACCGACUACCAUCUGUUUCUGAUGGAGUGGGAGAAGACCGACGAUGAUAUGCUCCUGGGAAGGCUCAAGCAGAUCAUGGCAGAGUAUCGUGCGGACCUGGGCACCGAUGACUUCCGAGCUCCACUACAGGCUGCUAUCCGCGAUCAAGCUGUGAAAUACCAGCUCCUGGGAUACUUCGAGGAGACAGCGUGGACCCUCGAGAACAUGGAAAACAUCCUCAACCGCAACUACUCGGUCGAUCGCAAGAACAUCUAUCGACCCGAUCUUCUUCCUACCAUGACCUACCCGCGCAAGUACCUCGAUGAGACCUUCAAUACCAAGGAGAACUUCGAGUCCUACGACAUCCGUUCGUUCCGCAAGGAUCCUCCAUAUUAUCACUUUAGCGUUUACCAGUACGAGCCCGAUUCCACAGUGACCAUGAAGCAAAACGACUUCCUAGGCUUCAUGUCCUUGUGUUACAUCCAGCUACGCGCGAUUCAGUACCUCCAGGGCGACCACAGCUUCACCAAUGUCAGCCACGAUCACCUUGAGCUUCUCCGCGAUGCCGACGACAACCCAGUGUGUAAGAUCCUCGCGAUGCAGGAAGGGCUGCUUUUCAUUGACACCGGGCCCGAGGCUCCCAGUUUGCACGACAGUAGCCCUGGACCGAAUAUCCUCGGUAUGGACACCGCCGCCCUGCGCCACCUCGAGUCACUCGUCGAUGGCCUCAACCGGCAGAUCAAUGGACUUCGAUUCCGGAUCGAGGCGAUACGCACCAGAUUACAGAACUUCGAGCUGACAACGAACAACUCCGUGAACAACUUUAUCUCCUUCAACUUCAACUCGAGCCUCUACUCGGAUUACCUCUUGCUCUCCAACAGCUACACGAUGAAGUGGGUGAUUUGGCUAGAACGGUUUUUCCUGAGCCCGUAG
This is a messenger RNA of Symbiodinium necroappetens, 1248 nucleotides long. NCBI's taxonomy places the organism in Eukaryota, Dinophyceae, Suessiales, Symbiodiniaceae. The record is from the annotation of a GenBank genome assembly.